AGAAGAACAAAAGCAAAUACAACGACGAAGAAGAGCGUGUGGCUGUAGUCUGCGUUAAGAAAAGAUUGUUCCGGGAUAUAACUUAAGCGGAUCUGAAAAAACCGAAGGACAAUGACUCGCCAUGGAAAGAACUGCACAGCUGGAGCUGUCUACACGUACCACGAGAAGAAGAAGGAUACAGCGGCCUCUGGUUACGGGACACAAAGUGUUCGACUUGGCAGAGAUGCAGUCAAAGACUUUGACUGCUGCUGCCUGUCCCUGCAGCCCUGUCGGGAUCCUGUGGUCACUCCAGAUGGAUACCUCUAUGAAAAACAGGCCAUUCUUGAAUAUAUUCUUCACCAAAAGACACAGAUUGCCAAAAAAAUGAAAGCGUACGAGAAACAGAAGCAGGCGCAGAGGAGCAGCAACCAACUUGAGUCCAAGUCAGAAGAGCGAGAGAGAGUGGAGAGGUUUAAAACAAAGGAGAACAGCAUUGUAUCUAAACCUAUCAACCCCUUCACAUCUGGUAAGAACGUUGGAAGUGAGAAGGACGGGACACAGAGCAGCCCUGGAGAAUUAUCCAGUGCUGCCACAGCUGCAAGUUCCAGCCAGAGCCUGCCCAGUUUUUGGAUUCCCUCACUGACACCAGAGGCCAAGCCCACUGCUCUCAAGAAACCAAGCAAGACUGUGUUAUGUCCAAUGUCUGGAAAACCCAUUAAGAUGAAUGAGCUUAUCACAGUGCGUUUCACCCCCUUGGACCCAAGUCUGGAUCGAGUUGCCCUGCUCACCCGCCAGGACAGGUACAUAUGUGCAGUGACCAGAGACGUCUUGGGCAACAGUGUUCCCUGUGCUGUUCUUCGACCAUCGGGCGCUGCGGUGACGCAGGAGUGUGUGGAGAAGUUGAUCAGAAAGGACAUGACUGAUCCUCUGACGGGAGACAAACUUUCUGAAAAAGACAUUAUUCCACUGCAGAGGGGUGGAACCGGCUUUGCAGGUUCUGGGAUUGACCUCACGGCCAAAGAGGCUCGUCCAGUGAUGCAAGCGUGAGGUGACCGAAGACUCCACAGUGGUGCUCAUUGUGUAACUUUCUAACUUACUAUAUAAUGUCUUAUAUGACUUUUUGUUUGAUAGCAUUUCCUCCUGAAUGUAUUUUUAUUUUGCUGGAAAAUGCUUCCACUGACUGUACAACACAGAUUUGCUGAAACUGCCAUCCAAAUGUUUCCUUUAAAUAAAAUCAGCAUUUAAGGCUUAAAUCCA
Messenger RNA from Pelmatolapia mariae (spotted tilapia), 1236 nucleotides. RefSeq names its product nitric oxide synthase interacting protein (gene nosip). The transcript has 10 exons. Gene Ontology annotation, cellular component: nucleus. The record is from RefSeq and is a predicted model, not a curated record. Gene Ontology annotation, molecular function: ubiquitin protein ligase activity. NCBI's taxonomy places the organism in Eukaryota, Metazoa, Chordata, Actinopteri, Cichliformes, Cichlidae. Bases 112 to 1026 code for a protein of 304 amino acids.